Macrosteles quadrilineatus (aster leafhopper) is the source of this 1069-nucleotide messenger RNA. Its product is annotated as peptidoglycan recognition protein 1-like. Bases 212 to 733 code for a protein of 173 amino acids. The record is from RefSeq and is a predicted model, not a curated record. Lineage: Eukaryota; Metazoa; Arthropoda; Insecta; Hemiptera; Cicadellidae. The transcript is spliced from 4 exons. Gene Ontology annotation, molecular function: N-acetylmuramoyl-L-alanine amidase activity; zinc ion binding. Gene Ontology annotation, biological process: peptidoglycan catabolic process.
CAAUUCAUCAUUGUAGAUGGCGUAUUUAUAACAUUUCAGAUUGUUGUAAUGGCUCAAUGCUCUAAAACUUACACAGAAAUAUUAGAAAAAAUGUGAAUGUAAUCUGAACAAGACAAUUUACGUGACAAUGCAGGAGAGGUUUCAGAAGAUUGGUGCAUUGAUUUGAGUUGAAAAGUUGAUUGUAUCCAUCAAUAUAUGAGUGGAUUUCGUGAUGGACCUAAACAUUAUAACACGGGAGUCAUGGGGAGCCGCCAACGAGAUGGAACCGGGGAAGGAACUAAAACACCCUGCGAUGUACAUUUUCACAAUGUCCAUCAACAGAAAUCCGUGUGAUACAGUGUCGGAUUGUGCUGCCGAGAUACAGUCAACUCAGGCAUACCAUGUGUACGGGCAGAGCCAGCCUGACAUUAGGCACAAUUUUAUAGUGACGUCAAGUGGGGUGGUUUUUGAAGGACGUGGAUGGUACAUUCAACCCCUUUUACCCCAUAAAUUUAGAACCAUCAACCCAGAGAGCAUUUUAAUAGGUUACCAUGGAGGUGGACUAACAGCGGACACGAUGCCCAAGAAAAUGGCCAGGGCUGGUCAGCUUUUAGUUGAGUAUGGCGUAAAGAACGGAUUUAUUUCAAAAUUCUUUCUCUAUAAUGAUCAAAUGACUUACCAAUCACGAGCAAAAGAAAUGCGUGAAACACAUAGACUCGAACGAACUGCAAAUAGACGGAAUAUAUAUAACUAAAAGUAUUUAUUGUGAAAAUAGGUGUAGUGUAGUGGAACGAGAGGACCACUCUGUACAUAAACUAUAGAUUUUAUCCCAAAAUAUGUCUAAUAUUUAAUAUGUUUUUAGUAAACAUGAAAACCCAAACAAUUUCCUUUUUUACCCGAUAACUUUGUUUUGAUAAAUCCAUUUUUUUUACUAACAUGAGUAUGCAACUUAUUAAAAUGAGCCAUAUUAAGCUAUAUAGAUUUACUAGAUAAACAUUUACCAAGCAGAUGUAAUAAAAGAUUUUUGUAAUGCUGCAGUGAAAACUGAUAUCGAAACAUGCAUUUAGUGGGUCAAUGAGAUAACCAUAAA